This is a messenger RNA of Sesamum indicum (sesame), 2845 nucleotides long. Lineage: Eukaryota; Viridiplantae; Streptophyta; Magnoliopsida; Lamiales; Pedaliaceae. The record is from RefSeq and is a predicted model, not a curated record.
ACCACACCACCCACCAGUUUUCAUUUCCCAUCUCAUCUCUCUCAUCCCAUUUGAGAACUCUCUUCUCUCUCUCUCUCUCUCUCUCUCUCUCUCUCUCUCUCUUCCUGACCCUGUCUAAGCUUUGAGGUUGUGUUCAUAUCUCGGUUUCUGGUGUUUUUUUCUUUUUUCCAUUUUUACUUAAGAGAGAAAGAGAGGUGGGGUGGGGGAGGUUUUGAUCAUCUUUCAGAGUUUGCAGUUUGUUUCCUUGCAAGAAGAACAUUGUUUUAAACGGUUGUUCUUGCUGUUUUCAGGUCUUGACUUAGAUCUACCGCUCUAUCUGUUGCUCUUUGGCUGAUUUGCUGAAGAAGAAGAGUUUUUGAUAUUCUGUCUCCUGUACAUUGUAACUGCUGGUGAGUAUUUAAAUAAAUUCAACUUUGGCCCUAAUGCAAGGGCACAGGAGUUCUGUUAGUGCCUUGCCUGAAAAUCUGAGUUUCGAUCAUGGCUCUACGUCAAGUGAUGCUGGCAUAGAUCCCCAAAUGCCCUGGAAUAACAUGCAGACUUCUGCUCAAAAUCGGCUACCAGAAUAUAGAAUAUCAUCUAGUGAGACCAAUAUUCAAUAUCUGCAUCAUGUUGAGCAUGAGGGGUUAAAUGGGGAGUGGAGUUUGGGUGAAAGUAGUUCCAGUGCUGCACAAAGUCAAGGUGAUCCUAAUGAAAGAAAAAGAGAACAUGCAUGGGGCCUUCAAUCUGGAGCUGCUCGUGCAGUGGACGAGCGUCAGUAUGAAUCAUCCAAUAUUCUUUCAUUGGAAAAUGUUGAUGUAAAUGCAAAUGGCGACCAGACAGCAGAUAGGUCAUCUCUUCUGCAAAUUUCUGGCCAUGACGUCCUUCCGCAAGAUCUUAACAUGCGUUCAGAGUCAGGAGACCGUGAGGAAGAUGAAUAUCAUGUAGAGCGUCCAAAUACAUACAUAUCUAUUGGAUCAUCAAGCAGGCUGAUGCCAUCUUCUGGUGGUUCGUCUGAUUCUUUCGGGGUGCAUUCUGGAUGUGAUGGAUAUGUCAUGGAGGAGAGUGAAGACAGGCCAGGUUGUUCUUUGGAUGGUAGGCGCAUAUCAUGCAAGAGAAAAGCACUUGAAGUACAUGUUGGACAGUCGUCUGGUGCAGGAAGUUCAAAUUGUUUUCCGCAUUCUGAAAGAAGUCAAUGGCAUGCUGUACCGCCUGCUCAGAUUGCAGCCAGCAAUAUCAGUACUACAACCCAAACAGAAGGUGAACUGGUCAUUAACAAUGGGUUGGAGCAGAAUAAUCCAAGGCUUAGGCUUGGUGUUGGAGGAGCUGUUUCUGCAGAUCCUUUCUCUUUGACUGCCACAAUGCCUGAAAGUUCACGCACAAACUUCCGUUUGCGCAUCAAUGGAUUGCACCAGCAAGAUCAAAUGUCUAGCAAUCCAUAUCCAAUGGAGGCUGAUGCUGGGAAGUAGUGCUUCGCAAUCGCCUGUUUGACUUGCAUUCAGCUCCUGUUGUGGAAAAUGGAAGCCUUCGGGCUCAGUCAUUUCUUUCGCAUGUUCCUUCUGUUCGUCGAAAUCCUCAAUCUCGAUGGAGUGGAGCAUCUAGCUCAAGAACUAAUAUUUCAUCUGCUUCCGCUAUUUCUGGAGAGAGGGAUCCUAUGCUUUAUGAAGAUUAUACAUCACGAAAUAUUCCCAGAAGCAUUUCGGAAAAUCCUGUAUUUGUUCCUGCUGGUGAGAUGGGAAGUUCAUCCCAACAAACUAGAAAUUGGAACUUGACUGGUGGAAGUAACAGUAUUCCUGGAAACGUCGCUUCUACUUCUCGGCAGGGCUCUAGUUCAGGGGUUAAUUCAUCUGCACCUACUUGGUCUCAUCGGGGUUGUCCACAGUAUCCUCGGAGACUGUCAGAAAUUGUUCGGAGAUCUCUGUUAUCCUCGGCAGGUACUGAGUAUGGAGGUCAAAGUAGUGGUCAUGCCAUAAGGUCGAGUCCUUCUGCUGCCUCACAGGAGAUGCCCCUUCCAUCUGGAUCUGGUAGUCAAGGUCACCAUGCAUCGAACUCAAGGUCAGCAUUGUUGGAGAGACACCUGGAUGGUGCUUUGGGAAUACCUUAUUCACUGCGAAGCUUGGCUGCUGCUAGUGAAGGAAGAAGCAGUAUAAUGUCUGAGAUUCGCCAUGUCUUGGAUCUCAUGAGAAGGGGAGAGGGCUUGAGAUUUGAGGAUGUGAUGAUCCUUGAUCACUCAAUCUUUUUCGGGAUGGCUGAUAUACACGAUCGACAUCGGGACAUGCGAAUGGAUGUAGAUAACAUGUCUUAUGAGGAGUUACUGGCCUUGGAGGAGCGCAUUGGAAAUGUAUGCACUGGACUGAAGGAAGAAACCAUAAUGAGUCGUUUGAAGCAACAGAAAUUUGUCGGCAAAAAGGCAGAUGGCCAGUCCGAGACAGAGCCUUGCAGUAUAUGCCGGGAGGAAUAUAACGAGGGAGAAGAUAUUGGAACGCUGGAAUGCGGACAUGAUUUCCACAGGGACUGCAUUAAACAAUGGCUCAUGCACAAAAAUCUAUGCCCCAUUUGUAAAACGACAGGACUUACUACAUGAACCGGAGGCUGGCCAGCAAGUUCGGCCUUCCGCCGUUGGAAACAGGUUUUGCCGUCUUGAAUCACUGAAGGCACAACUGCUUACAGGCUCAGGGGCACUUAGUGGUUUCGUUGUUCUCUUUUUUAUCUCCACAGACUCGAUAAAUAUCUAAAUAUAUAUACAUAUUAUGCUCUCGUUGUGUGGAGGAUAAAUUUAUUUGCUUUCAGGUAAAAAUACUAUGGCGAAAAUCGCAUUAGAUAAUGGAAAUUUAACUAUUUUUAUUUGAUUAUCCUCGCGCUUUUAACA